UCAAAAUCUUGCAUCCAUCAAAAACCCCAACACCCUACACUUUUCCAGUCACUUUUAUCUACUUUGCUCAGGCACUUUCAUCUCAUUUACUCAUCUGACUCACUCUUUGUUGUGAUAGUUGCGUGUUCACGCGCUUUAGUAACACUCACUGUGUGGAUUAAUUCCACUAUGGGUGAAAGGUUAACUAUAAACAUGAUCACUCCCAAUGCAGAAGAAUGGACCUGUAAGAUCCAAGUAAUUGAUAAAAGUCGUCCCAAAGACAACAAAGAGAAAACCAAAAAAUAUCAACUCAUGACUUUACAGGAUGAAGAAGAAAAUCAAGUUCAGGCCAUCAUGUUCAACGCUGAUAUAACGCAUUUUGAAGAUCUAUUUGAUCCUUUCCACACUUACUUGGUGUCAGUUGCACAAGUGAAGGAGUCAUCUUAUUUAUAUGCAAAUCCACUUAAUAAAUUCAUUUGGAUAAUUGAUAGAAGCACCAUUGUUGAGCCAAUUGAAAAGGCCACUCCUCCUGAGGAUCCAUUACCCCGCCAACGCGGCUAACUAUCACAGCCUUUGACAUUUUCGAGUAUCAACCUAAAGAAUCUGAAUUUGGUAUUUAAAGAUUUAAUUAUCUAUAUUUGUGCAUAUACAAUCCAUUUAUUAUACAUUCUCAAAAAUCUUUUUAAUAUUAUGACACAAUGAUUUUCAUAAUAUAUUAACUUCUUGUUUCUUUUUUGGGUUUAA
Molecule: messenger RNA, 723 nt
Organism: Nicotiana tabacum (common tobacco)
Lineage: Eukaryota; Viridiplantae; Streptophyta; Magnoliopsida; Solanales; Solanaceae
Source: RefSeq, a predicted model, not a curated record